AUGAGCAUAGAGACGCUACUGGAGGCGGCCCGCUUCCUGGAAUGGCAAGCGCAGCAACAACAGAGAGCACGUGAGGAGCAGGAGCGGCUUCGCUUGGAGCGCGAGCGGGAGCAGGAGCAGAAGAAGGCUAGCAGUCUGGCCAGGUUGGCCCAUGCCCUGCCGCUGGAGGAACCCCGCAUUGAGGCACCACCCCUGCCUCUUUCUCCUCCGGCACCCCCACCGGCACCCCCGCCCCCACUUCCCCCCCCCACCCCACUGACUGUUAUCCCCAUCCCUGUAGUGACCAACUCCCCGCAGCCACUACCCCCGCCUCCACCACUGCCCCCCACAGCUCAGUCUCUGCCCCUGGUGCCUCGCCAGCCAGCCCUGGUCAGCCCCCCUGGACUCAGCAUUAAGGAGCCUGCCCCUCUGUCUACCAGGCCACACGUGCCCACUCCUGCCCCCCUACUGCCGGACUCGAAGACCACCAUUCCGCCCACUGGUAGCCCCAAACCCUUGCAGCCCCUCCCCACACCCAUCCUGACCAUAGCACCACACCCUGGAGUCCAGCCCCAGCUGGCCCCUCAGCAGCCACCCCCACCCACGCUUGGGACCCUAAAGUUGGCACCUGCUGAAGAAGUCAAAUCCAGCGAACAAAAGAAGAGGCCAGGGGGGAUCGGCACCAGAGAAGUCCACAACAAAUUGGAGAAGAACAGGAGGGCCCAUCUGAAGGAGUGCUUUGAGACCUUGAAGCGCAACAUCCCCAAUGUGGACGACAAGAAGACAUCGAAUCUGAGCGUGCUCCGGACGGCGCUGCGGUAUAUCCAGUCCCUGAAGAGGAAGGAGAAGGAGUACGAGCACGAGAUGGAGCGGCUGGCGCGGGAGAAGAUCGCCACCCAGCAGCGGCUGGCGGAGCUCAAGCACGAGCUGAGCCAGUGGAUGGAUGUGCUGGAGAUCGACCGCGUGCUGCGGCAGACGGGCCAGCCCGAGGACGACCAGGCCUCCACCUCCACCGCCUCAGAGGGUGAGGACAACAUAGACGAGGAUAUGGAGGAGGACAGGGCGGGCCUGGGCCCACCUAAGCUGAGCCAUCGGCCCCAACCGGAGCUGCUAAAGUCUGCCCUGCCACCCCCCAGCACCGCUCCUGUGCCCCCACCUCCCCACCCGCACCCUCACUCCCACCCCGUGGCCCUGUCUCCUGCCCACCUCCCUGUACAGCAGCAGCAGCCACAGAAGACAACUUUGCCAGCCCCUCCUCCCCCACCGGCUGCCCCUGCCCAGACACUGGUGCCAGCUCCGGCCCACCUGGUGGCCUCAGCUGGGGGAGGCUCCACGGUCAUCGCGCACACGGCCACCACCCACGCCUCAGUCAUCCAGACUGUGAACCACGUUCUACAGGGGCCGGGUGGCAAGCACAUCGCCCACAUCGCCCCCUCGGCCCCCAGUCCUGCUGUGCAGCUGGCACCUGCCACAUCCCCCAUUGGCCACAUCACAGUGCACCCCGCUACCCUCAACCAUGUGGCCCACCUCGGCUCCCAGCUGCCCCUGUAUCCACAGCCUGUGGCGGUGAGCCAGCCUGUGGCGGUCAGUCACAUAGCCCACACCCUCUCGCACCAGCAAGUGAACGGCACCACUGGGCUGGGGCCCCCAGCCACUGUCAUGGCCAAGCCGGCUGUGGGCGCCCAGGUGGUGCAUCACCCCCAGCUGGUGGGCCAAACAGUGCUCAACCCUGUGACCAUGGUCACCAUGCCCUCCUUCCCGGUCAGCACACUGAAGCUGGCUUGA
Messenger RNA from Orycteropus afer afer, 1764 nucleotides. It is a transcript of the gene MNT, whose product is annotated as MAX network transcriptional repressor. Gene Ontology annotation, biological process: regulation of transcription by RNA polymerase II. The record is from RefSeq and is a predicted model, not a curated record. NCBI's taxonomy places the organism in Eukaryota, Metazoa, Chordata, Mammalia, Tubulidentata, Orycteropodidae. The transcript is spliced from 6 exons. Gene Ontology annotation, molecular function: RNA polymerase II cis-regulatory region sequence-specific DNA binding; DNA-binding transcription factor activity, RNA polymerase II-specific; protein dimerization activity. The coding region runs from base 1 to 1764 and encodes 587 amino acids.